AUGUCUUUUGAUUUUAUCUUUCAAUUGUUAUACUUCGUUCUCGUCGCAGGAAUCACAGAAGCCCAAUCUCGUCCAGGGGGCAGUUGGGUCCUUCUAGAGCGCGUAAAUGUCCCCGAUGGAUGGAUUCAAGGACCAAUUGUCGACCCUAGUACGAUGUUCAGCAUGAAAAUCAACUUGAAUACCGCGUCUCAAACUGAGGACCUGCAUCAGAAAGUAAUGGAAAUCGGGACUCCCGGCCACGCUCGUUACGGACUCCACCUAAAACAGGAAGAAAUUAACAGCCUUAUGACUCCUAACGAGGUCGUCUUAAAUGAUGUUUUAAAGUGGAUUCAAGACGGAGGGGUAGGACUGGAACAUGUCAGGACUCGCGCGAAUUGGAUUGAUAUUGAAUUAACCAUUGGAGCUGCGUCGAAAAUGCUGAACGCACGCUUCUAUGAAUACAAGGAUGAGCGUACCGGGCUCACGAAAAUUAGGACGACAGAAUAUUCCGCGCCAAAAUCCGUGGCUCAGCAUAUUUUCUACAUCUACCCCCUCAUUCUGUUUACCAGAACGGCCGCGCAGAACAAACAGGUCGCCAGAAGCUUUUUGCAAGAUUUGCCUUCGAGAGGCACUGUCUCCGCGGCCUGUCCGGAGGGGAAUACACCUAACUGCCUUCGGGGCCUUUAUAACCUUGGUAAUAUCACAGCGAAGGCCGGAAGCCGUAAUAAGAUUUCUGUGUCGGGAUACCUUGACCAAUAUGCUCAAUACAAGGACCUGGCGGCUUUUCUGCAAAAAUUCGCUCCGCAAGCUGCCAGUGCUAAUUUUUCCGUUAGUCUUGUCAAGGGUGGCCAGAAUAUACAAAACUCGACGCGCAACUCCAUUGAGGCAAAUCUUGACACCCAAUAUGCGGUCGCUCUAACGUACAACAUGAAGGUCGACUUCGUUUCUGUCAAAGGACGCGGCCUCCUAAAGGAAGAUCUCGAUCAGCCUAAUCAGUCCAAAAACCAAAAUGAGCCUUACAUGGACCAACUCGAAUACCUAAUGGGUCUCCCAGACAAGGACCUUCCCACCGUACUGACAACUUCAUAUGGAGAAACAGAGCAAAGCGUGCCAGAGCUCUAUGCUCGAGCGACAUGUAAUGAAUUCGCAAAGUUGACCGCAAGGGGCGUAUCAAUCAUAUUUAGCAGCGGAGACACCGGAGUGGGAAGUGCCUGCACAAGCAACGAUGGCAAGAACAGGACCGUCUUCAACCCCAUUUUCCCGGCUUCAUGUCCAUUUGUAACUGCGGUCGGCGGCACGCACUCUCGGAAUCCAGAACGCGCAGUGGGAUUCUCUGCUGGAGGGUUUUCAAACUACUUCAAGCGUCCAGGUUGGCAAGAUGAAGCCGUUACGAAAUAUCUCUCCAAUCUGGGCACCACAUGGGAAGGAUACUAUAACCCGCUUGGUCGCGGGUUCCCAGACGUUGCAGCUCAAGCAGUCAAGUAUCCAAUCUACGAGAAAGGGUCCAUAAUAACGGCUGCGGGAACUAGUGCCUCUGCGCCAACAAUUGCCGCUAUCAUUGCUCACCUCAACGAAGUCCGUCUUUCUCAAGGGAAACCCGUCCUUGGCUUCCUUAACCCAUGGAUUUACAGUACGGGUUUCAAAGGAUUUACGGAUAUCACUCAUGAAGGAUCUAUUGGAUGCCUCGGGACAUCGAUGUACAGCAAGUUAUCCACACGUUUAGUUCCCUAUGCGAGCUGGAAUGCAACCAAGGGAUGGGAUCCGGUGACGGGGUUUGGUACGCCAGACUUUAAAAAAUUGGUGAAGUUGUUGCCCUAA
Molecule: messenger RNA, 1797 nt
Organism: Coccidioides posadasii C735 delta SOWgp
Lineage: Eukaryota; Fungi; Ascomycota; Eurotiomycetes; Onygenales; Onygenaceae
Biological process (GO): proteolysis
Molecular function (GO): serine-type endopeptidase activity; tripeptidyl-peptidase activity
Source: RefSeq, a predicted model, not a curated record